Ipomoea nil (Japanese morning glory) is the source of this 801-nucleotide messenger RNA. RefSeq lists its product as uncharacterized. Bases 1 to 801 code for a protein of 266 amino acids. Gene Ontology annotation, molecular function: catalytic activity. NCBI's taxonomy places the organism in Eukaryota, Viridiplantae, Streptophyta, Magnoliopsida, Solanales, Convolvulaceae. The transcript has a single exon. The record is from RefSeq and is a predicted model, not a curated record.
AUGAGUAUGCUGAGUUGGAACUGCCGUGGCUUGGGUAAUCCAUGGACAGUUCGGGAGGUAGUGGACAUGGUGUCCCGUAAGCAACCCGAUUUUGUAUUUCUUAUGGAAACUAAAGUGGCAAGAGAUCAUGCGGAGCGACUUCGCGUUACGAUGGGGUUUGAAGGAUUGUUCUAUGUUGAUAAUGAUGGCUUAAGUGGUGGAUUAGCGUUAUUGUGGAAGAAGAAUAGUACGGCAAGAUUACUUAGUUACUCGAAGAACUAUGUUGAUGUUGAAGUAACUAUGGCAGGUUAUCCACACUGGAGGAUGACAUGUUAUUAUGGCUUCUCACAACGUAAUCGACGUGCCGAGUCUUGGGACUUAUUGAGGACGCUUGCGGCGAAAUCGGAUCUUCCUUGGAUUGUGGUGGGGGAUUUUAAUGACUUACUAUAUCAGUACGAGAAGAGGGGGGGAAACCCGCAUCCGAAUAGCCUUUUACGAGGAUUUGGGGAAACACUCGAGGAUUGUGGUCUGGCACAACUGCCGAUGGUGGGGUACCCAUAUACCUGGGAGAAGGGGAAAGGAACUGCGAAUUGGAUAGAGGAAAGGCUUGACAAGGUUCUGGUGACGAAUGAGUGGCGUAACGUGGUUCCCUAUGCUAAGGUUACGAAUUUGAGAACCAGGAAAUCAGAUCACUCGGCUAUUUUCUGUGGAAUUCAUGAGGGAGUAGAGGCGUAUGGAGGUAGGAGGAGGGGGUUUCGCUUUGAGAUGGCCUGGUUGUAUGAUGAUGGAUGUAGGGGGGUGGUGGAGCAGGCAUGGCACUAG